UCUCUUAGCCACGCCGUAGGUAGCGAUGCAUUCUGGGUCUCGGCAAUAUGGCGUCCUCCUUGAUGUGCUGAUGAGAAGAGUUUUACUGUAGCUCCAAACGAGACGGCAAAGCUCCCCAAACCCAAUAAGCCCACAUUACUCGUUUUCUCCGGGGGACCGUGCCGCCCGUUUCUCAGGAUUCGUUGUCAGGCAGGAGAGAGUCACGGGGCCGAGGGCCAGGGCUAGCCAGGCCGCGCGGACGCGGGGUUGAGGAACCGGCCGCGGGCGAGCACGAUGGGCCGAUCCUGGCUCUGUUUGCAGCAGCUCAGGCGAGUGCGGGACCCGCAAGGCUGAGAGUGGCUGGAGGAGACCCGAGGCGUCCUAAACCUACUCCCCUCGGCCGGAGACCUCAGCCCCGGCGGCGAACCGGCCCCAAGAGCGGGCGGCCUGCCUGUCCUCGGAUCUGAGGCGUUGGAGGCCGAGAGCAGGGUCAUCUUAAGGCCCGAAGUCGCUCACGCUUUUGACAGCUUCGCUCGCAGCUCCUCUGGGAACGGACAGCCCCAGAAGCAGCCAGUGGCUUGGGAUCUGGGGGUGAGCGAGUCUGUGCAGAGCUCCUUGGGUUGCCCCAUCUUCCCCCGGCUCUUCCCAACCCCCUCCGACUUCCCGCCCAGGGGUCAAGAUAAGAUCUAAGACUUUUUGCCGGAGUAAGGGUCUCCGCACACGCUCCAUUCAUUCCCUUUUCUACUCCCCUUUUUCAUCUAUUAUUUCACCAAAUCUGGUGCACACUAGUUUUUAAGGCUGGAGGUUCUCGAGCGCUUGCUGCCAAGGACUCCCCCGCCUCCUCCCCCCCUGAUGGAGUCCGAGAUGCUGCAGUCGCCUCUUCUGGGACUUGGGGAGGAAGAUGAGGCCGACCUUACAGACUGGAACCUGCCUUUGGCUUUUAUGAAAAAGAGGCACUGUGAGAAGAUUGAAGGCUCCAAAUCCUUAGCUCAGAGCUGGAGGAUGAAGGAUCGGAUGAAGACUGUCAGUGUUGCCUUGGUGUUGUGCCUCAAUGUUGGUGUGGACCCCCCGGAUGUGGUGAAGACCACCCCCUGUGCCCGUUUAGAAUGCUGGAUAGAUCCUCUGUCAAUGGGCCCGCAGAAAGCUCUGGAAACCAUUGGCGCCAAUUUACAGAAGCAGUACGAGAACUGGCAGCCGAGGGCCCGGUACAAGCAGAGCCUUGACCCAACUGUGGAUGAAGUCAAGAAGCUUUGCACAUCUUUGCGCAGAAACGCCAAGGAGGAGCGAGUUCUCUUCCACUACAACGGCCACGGGGUACCCCGGCCCACUGUGAACGGCGAGAUCUGGGUCUUCAACAAGAACUACACACAGUACAUCCCUCUGUCCAUAUAUGACCUACAGACCUGGAUGGGCAGCCCGUCCAUAUUUGUCUACGACUGCUCCAACGCCGGCCUCAUCGUCAAGUCCUUCAAGCAGUUUGCACUGCAGAGGGAGCAGGAGCUGGAGGUCGCAGCCAUUAACCCAAACCACCCACUCGCCCAGAUGCCCUUGCCGCCAUCGAUGAAGAACUGCAUCCAGCUGGCUGCCUGCGAGGCCGCCGAGCUGCUGCCCAUGAUCCCUGACCUGCCAGCCGACCUCUUCACGUCCUGCCUCACCACGCCCAUCAAGAUCGCCCUGCGCUGGUUUUGCAUGCAGAAAUGUGUUAGUCUGGUGCCAGGAGUCACACUGGAUUUGAUAGAAAAGAUCCCCGGGCGGCUGAACGACCGGCGUACGCCACUGGGUGAGCUGAACUGGAUCUUCACGGCCAUCACGGACACUAUCGCCUGGAACGUGCUCCCCCGAGAUCUCUUCCAGAAGCUCUUCCGACAGGACCUGCUGGUGGCAAGUCUGUUCCGAAAUUUCUUGUUAGCAGAAAGGAUCAUGAGGUCCUACAACUGCACCCCAGUGAGCAGCCCGCGACUGCCCCCCACAUACAUGCAUGCCAUGUGGCAAGCUUGGGACCUCGCUGUGGACAUUUGUCUCUCUCAGCUGCCAACGAUUAUUGAGGAAGGCACAGCGUUUCGGCACAGCCCCUUCUUUGCUGAGCAGCUGACCGCGUUCCAGGUAUGGCUUACAAUGGGCGUGGAGAACAGGAACCCCCCUGAACAGCUCCCCAUUGUUCUGCAGGUGCUGUUAAGCCAAGUGCAUCGGCUGAGAGCCCUGGACUUGCUGGGAAGAUUUUUGGACUUGGGUCCCUGGGCGGUGAGCCUGGCCUUGUCUGUCGGCAUUUUUCCUUACGUUCUGAAGCUGCUUCAGAGUUCAGCCCGGGAGCUGCGGCCCCUCCUGGUGUUCAUAUGGGCCAAGAUCCUUGCUGUUGACAGUUCGUGCCAAGCUGACCUCGUGAAGGACAAUGGCCACAAGUACUUCCUCUCAGUCUUGGCGGACCCCUACAUGCCAGCCGAGCAUCGGACCAUGACGGCCUUCAUCCUGGCUGUGAUUGUCAACAGCUACAACACGGGGCAAGAAGCCUGCCUUCAGGGAAACCUGAUUGCCAUCUGCCUGGAGCAGCUCAGCGACCCCCACCCUCUGCUGCGCCAGUGGGUGGCCAUCUGCCUCGGACGGAUCUGGCAGAACUUCGACUCAGCGAGGUGGUGUGGCGUGCGGGACAGUGCACACGAGAAGCUCUACAGCCUCCUCUCGGACCCCAUUCCUGAGGUCCGGUGUGCUGCCGUCUUCGCCCUGGGCACAUUCGUGGGCAACUCUGCAGAGAGGACCGACCACUCCACCACCAUCGACCACAACGUGGCCAUGAUGCUGGCCCAGCUUAUCCACGACGGCAGUCCUGUGGUGCGCAAGGAGCUGGUGGUGGCACUGAGUCACCUCGUGGUUCAGUACGAGAGCAAUUUCUGCACUGUCGCCCUGCAGUUCAUGGAGGAGGAAAAGAACUACCCCUUGCCAUCCCCAGCGGCCGCAGAGGGGGGUAGCUUGACCCCCGUGCGGGACAGCCCGUGCACCCCCAGACUCCGCUCGGUGAGCUCCUACGGAAACAUCCGUGCUGUCACCACUGCCCGGAGCUUGAACAAGUCUCUGCAGAACCUGAGCCUGACCGAGGAAUCCGGCAGCUCAGUGGCCUUCUCGCCCGGGAACCUGAGCACCAGCAGCAGCACCAGCAGCACCCUGGGCAGCCCCGAGAACGAGGAGUACAUCCUGUCCUUUGAGACCAUCGACAAGAUGCGGCGCGUCAGCUCCUACUCCUCCCUCAACUCUCUCAUCGGAGUUUCUUUUAAUAGUGUUUACACCCAAAUUUGGAGAGUGUUACUGCACCUGGCUGCCGACCCAUACCCAGACGUGUCAGAUUUGGCUAUGAAAGUCCUCAACAGCAUCGCCUAUAAGAUGAAGGCCCCCCACCAGACCUCACGCUUUUAUCUCGUGACCCCAGUGAGCCUCCUUCCUGGACCCCCGGUUACUGUGUCUUCGGUCUUCCAGGCCACGGUGAACGCCCGGCCCCAGCGCAUCCUCGACACGGCCUCCCUCACGCAGUCGGCCCCGGCCAGCCCCACCAACAAGGGCACGCACAUCCAGCCCGUGGGGGGCUCCCCACCAACGUCCAGCACAAGCAGCUCCAGCCUGACCAAUGAUGUGGCCAAGCAGCCGAUCAGCCGUGACCUGCCCACAGGCCGGCCGGGCGCCUCGGGCCCCAUGGGGGCGCAGUACACACCCCACUCCCACCAGUUCCCCCGGACGCGGAAGAUGUUCGACAAGGGCCCAGACCAGACCACAGACGAUGCCGAUGAUGCUGUGGGGCACAAGAGCUUCAUCUCCGCUGCGGUACAGACGGGCUUCUGCGACUGGAGCGCCAGAUACUUUGCCCAGCCCGUCAUGAAGAUUCCAGAAGAGCAUGACCUAGAGAGUCAGACCCGCAAGGAGCGUGAGUGGCGGUUCCUGCGCAACAGCCGCGUACGGAGGCAGGCGCAGCAGGUCAUCCAGAGGGGCAUCACCCGACUGGACGACCAGAUAUUCCUCAAUAGGAACCCAGGAGUCCCCUCAGUGGUCAAGUUCCACCCAUUCACACCGUGUGUCGCCGUGGCUGACAAAGACAGUAUCUGUUUCUGGGACUGGGAGAAAGGGGAGAAGCUGGAUUACUUCCACAAUGGGAAUCCUCGGUACACCAGGGUCACCGCCAUGGAGUACCUGAAUGGCCAGGACUGCUCACUCCUGCUGACGGCCACCGACGACGGCGCCAUCAGGGUCUGGAAGAACUUUGCUGACUUGGAGAAGAACCCCGAAAUGGUGACUGCGUGGCAGGGGCUCUCAGACAUGCUGCCGACAACGCGAGGUCUGGCUCGAAAGGUUUCCAUCUGUCUUGACAGCAGUAAGCAGGGAGGAGCCGGGAUGGUGGUGGACUGGGAGCAGGAGACCGGGCUCCUCAUGAGCUCAGGGGACGUGCGAAUCAUCCGGAUCUGGGAUACGGACCGUGAGAUGAAGGUGCAGGACAUCCCCACGGGUGCCGACAGCUGUGUGACCAGCCUGUCCUGCGACUCCCACCGCUCCCUCAUUGUGGCCGGCCUCGGUGAUGGCUCCAUCCGCGUCUAUGACAGAAGGAUGGCACUUAGCGAGUGCCGUGUCAUGACGUACCGCGAGCACACAGCCUGGGUGGUGAAGGCGCACCUGCAGAAGCACCCCGAGGGCCACAUCAUGAGCGUCAGUGUCAACGGGGAUGUCCGAUUUUUUGACCCCCGCAUGCCGGAGUCGGUGAACGUGCUGCAGAUCGUGAAGGGGCUGACGGCCCUGGACAUCCACCCGCAGGCCAACCUCAUCGCCUGCGGCUCAAUGAAUCAGUUCACCGCCAUCUACAACGGCAACGGGGAACUGAUCAACAACAUCAAGUACUACGACGGCUUCAUGGGCCAGAGAGUGGGGGCCAUCAGCUGCCUGGCCUUCCACCCGCACUGGCCUCACCUGGCAGUCGGGAGCAACGACUACUACAUCUCCGUGUACUCUGUGGAGAAGCGCGUCAGAUAGCGGCCGCGGCCAGGUCUCUGCCAGUGCUGCCCCGCAAUGUACAUAGAGAAGGAGCCGGAGCGCGGGGCCACCCGCAUUCAGUCCUGACUGAGCUACUGGCAUGAGGUGGCGUGCGCUCCGGCUCUGCUGAGAUGUCCAGGAAGUCUGGGAGGGGAGGGCUAGUGCUGUCACUUUGGCCCAACAGCGAGGCUGCCACUCGGCUAAGAACACGGGACCCAGCCCUGUUGCAUUUUUCUCCUGAGAGCUUACCUGGGGCAGCACGGGCAUGCUGUUCUCCAUCGAUAGAGCAAUGGCUGUAGACAGGCACCUGGAUGGCCAGCUCGUGUCCUGGCAGACAGGCAGCCUGGAGCUCGGUGGCCCCUGUGCACCCGCUCUGGCCAAGACCCAACGAGCGAGCAAGCUAAGAGGAGGUGCUGCCCGCGUGCGCCCAGGAGCCCCCACAAGCAGGCAGAAAGAGGCGAGAGAUGAGACCACGGAAGGGAAGGUGAAGAUGCCUCCCUGAGCCACGUGUGUACCUGGGGCUCAGCGCCACUCCCAGUGGGCUAGCUCGCAGUCGCAGGUGGUAAGGACCACAGGCACCUCCUGUGGAGACCCCCGCUCCUGGGCAGGACUCAUGGCAUCCACAGCAGGAGCAGGGCCUGUGGCCCUGGACAGAUAGGUCCCUGGUCAUUCCGCCACCGCCUCGCCCUGUGGCUCCAUUCUCUCUGAGGCACUGCUCUCCCCUGCCCAUGCCUGGCACACGUGUGACAUGUAUGUGUGGGGACCACAGCCCCUCACUCAAGUCCACACACACGUACAUAUAUGUGCUGGGACUACAGUCUCCUACCUGGUCCACCACAUGUGUGCACAGGCAUGCAGGCACCAGUACCUGUCCUACACGUGUGAACAUGUAUGUGAGAGCACCAUGUUCCCCUGCCAGGCAUGCACACGCAUGUGGAUACCAAGGCACGGCUAGAUCCCCCAAAAGCACCUGUGGGUCAACAGCAGGCCGCAUCCCUGAGUCACGCCCUCCAGCCCUUUGUCCCCAUGCACUGUGUAACCAAAGCGUCUGGCCAUCUGCCGUGCAGGAGAGCUCCUUGGUCAUUGCUGUAGCGUGUGUCAGGUGUGUCGGGGGGUGUGUGCAUGUGUGUGAGUCUGAGCGGAUGUACAUGCAUGUGUGCAUGUCAGUGUGAGCAGAUGUGCACGUGUGUGUGUGAGUACGGGUGGGUGUGCACGUGUGUGUCAGUGCAGGCGGGUGUAAACGUAUGUAUGUAUGUUGGUGUGGGUGGGUGUGUGCACAUGAGUGCGUGUGUGAGCCGCGGGGAGCUGUGUGCUGACUCCCCAGGAGGGACCAGAGCCCCGGGCUGAGCAGCCAUAGACACAGCACAGUGAUGAUCCCCCGGAAAGCGUUUCUCCCUCUUCCUGUGGGAAUCGCCAGCACUCAUUAGACAGGUGUGGGGUAAAAGGCCAAAAAUGGUGGAAUUAUGAAUAACAGUUGCCAUGGGAAGUCUGCUCCCUGGUGUUUUGGAUGACUGUUGUGCCCUCGCCCAGAGUGGCAUUGGUUGGUGGGCCCAGCAGGCAGUCCUGGGCUGGGCACCGUAGCCUGGGUGUCUGUGUUGGAGCCGGGCAGCCAUGUUCUGGGGGCAGAGCCUCGAGGAAUCAGAAAGGCCACAAGAGACGCGGACCCCAGGAUUCCAGGCAGGGCCACUAGCUCAGACAGCAUUUGUCAGCUUGUAGGGUCCCAGGGGGUGGCCUGGGUCCUUCUGGAAGCCCAACUCUGCCCACAGACACUGACCUGGUAAUAGCUGAUUCACUGAUCCUAACCUCAUGCGCAUUUGUUUGUUCUGAGACAAAACCAUCCCUGCGAACUGCAGGCGGCACGCAGGGGAGGCCCCCACACCUCUGCUGCCUGUGGCCCAUUGCCCACUUGGCCCUGCCGUCCCUCAGAGCCUGCGGGGGCCGGACAGGUGGGUGCAUGUCUGUGCCAGGCAGGUGUUCAGGGCUGAUGCGAAAACUCAAUCAUGAAGUUGACCAGGUGCGAGAAAGCACCGACCUAAAGGUUCACGUAUCUCUAUUUAUUUUACCAAAAUGCAAAUUGAAAGACUUUGGAAACACACGGAACUGUGAUGUGCAGUGAACAAGAAGGACAAGCUGUCAAUAAACAUGAAUGCAGCGAGGA
Messenger RNA from Loxodonta africana (African savanna elephant), 7138 nucleotides. It is a transcript of the gene RPTOR, whose product is annotated as regulatory associated protein of MTOR complex 1. The transcript has 35 exons. The record is from RefSeq and is a predicted model, not a curated record. Gene Ontology annotation, biological process: positive regulation of cell growth; cellular response to starvation; positive regulation of protein serine/threonine kinase activity. Gene Ontology annotation, molecular function: protein binding; protein-macromolecule adaptor activity. Gene Ontology annotation, cellular component: cytoplasm; TORC1 complex. Lineage: Eukaryota; Metazoa; Chordata; Mammalia; Proboscidea; Elephantidae. Bases 832 to 4980 code for a protein of 1382 amino acids.